This is a messenger RNA of Cantharellus anzutake, 668 nucleotides long. RefSeq lists its product as uncharacterized. Lineage: Eukaryota; Fungi; Basidiomycota; Agaricomycetes; Cantharellales; Hydnaceae. The transcript is spliced from 2 exons. The annotation marks the transcript as partial. The record is from RefSeq and is a predicted model, not a curated record.
GCAUUAUCACUGUGCAUCGCCGACGCUUAUGUAUGUUCAUGAUGUAAUCAUGUCACAAAGUUCUCCUUAUGCCUUCCGCUUCUUGUAUCCUGCCACCUCAGUCGACUUUUUUUUUACUUUCUAUUAUUGUUCCGCGUUUGUUCUGAGCUUCAUGUGCAUUUGUCCUUGCUGCCCAUGUGCGGCUCACACCGUUGAGCCAUGCCAAAUGUCAUGCGACUGCUAGCCUUAGUUGGCUAUGCCCACUGUCUAUCAAUCAUCGCGAAUAGUGGACACGGCGGGUCAAGGCCAGCGGGGAAAUAUCGUCACUUGCGCAGGCCAACGAUGCGAGCCGUACACAGAAAUCGGGUAAGGAAUACGACAAGGAAACAUCAAGGAAGAUGGCGAAGGGGAAGAGGUGGGAAAAACGAAAAGUGCGAGGCGAGAACAGAGGAUUGCGAAAAGGCUGUGAGGUGCGCAAGGCUUACAACAGCACGGCGGCAAGGAAUGCGAGUAAAUUAGCAAAGGCCAGGGAACCAAUCAAGCGACGUCUCUAUGGGGGAAACAAAUCCUUCUGAGGCUGCAGUUUGGGGAGAAACUCUGCCAUCAAUGCAUGACAGUCCGGAGUCUCGAGAAAAAUAUGAUAAUGGGCAAGUCAGGUAGUGAGCUUUGAUCGGGCUCUUUGUCAUGGC